Anopheles cruzii is the source of this 2205-nucleotide messenger RNA. It is a transcript of the gene Gen, whose product is annotated as flap endonuclease GEN. Gene Ontology annotation, molecular function: four-way junction DNA binding; 5'-flap endonuclease activity. The transcript has 3 exons. The record is from RefSeq and is a predicted model, not a curated record. NCBI's taxonomy places the organism in Eukaryota, Metazoa, Arthropoda, Insecta, Diptera, Culicidae. Bases 1 to 2205 code for a protein of 734 amino acids.
AUGGGUGUUAAGGAUCUGUGGAACCUGCUAACGCCGUACAUGGAGCGGAAGCCACUGUUCGAACUGAGUAACAAAGUGGUAGCCAUCGAUCUUUCCGGAUGGGUGUGCGAAAGUUUAAAUGUGGUAGACUACUUCGUACACCCUCGAUUUUAUCUGCGAAAUUUGUUCUUUCGCACGUGCUAUCUGCUGCAAACGGGCAUAACCCCCGUGUUCGUUUUGGAGGGCGCAGCACCACCGCUGAAGUACGGUGUUAUCGUAAAACGGAAUCAGACACAAUUCCGUGGUGCACGUCCGAGGAAGGUUAACAACUGCGACAAAUCGGGGAACGUUGCUUCAGCAUCACGACCGGCAGACAAGCUGAGCCAACCGUCGGAACAGAAGCGCAACCGGUUCCAUCAGGUGCUGAAACAAUGCGAGGAGCUCCUAAACGCCAUGGGGUUGGUUUGCGUGCAAGCUCCCGGCGAAGCGGAAGCGCUCUGUGCGUAUUUGAAUCACGACGACCGCAUCUACGGUGUUAUCAGCCAAGAUUCAGACUGCUUCGCGUAUGGCGCGGUACGCGUUUUUCGUAACUUUUGUGCCUCACAAACCGGUGGCGGUUCGGUCGAUGUGUACGACUUGCAGCGCUUGGAGGGUAGCGCUCUGCAGCUGGGCCAAGAAAAAAUCAUUGCCAUGGCCCUGCUCACCGGAUGUGAUUACUGUCCGGCGGGUGUGUUGGGUGUGGGCCGCGAAAUGGUGACACGAUUUUUAUCUUGUUGCCAAAAUGAUUCCAUUUUGGCCAAGAUACGAUCGUGGCGCCGGACAAGCGAUCAGUUGACGGCACUGGAGGUGAAGGUAGACGAUAAAAAUGUUUGCACCGACUGUGGGCACGCGGGAAAGCUGCAGCAGCAUCGAAAGUCCGGGUGCCUAGAUUGCCACAGGAGCGCCGGUUGCGAUGAGUCCCGAUGGAGGCAACAGCGCGCGAACGUAAAAGCGGAACUAGAGAUUAAACGGAAAGCACUUAAAGAUCCCAAUUUUCCGCACGAACCCAUCAUAGAGGAGUUUCUAACGAGGCCAUGUGAGCUGCCCACGCUGGAUUUAUCGUGGAAACAACCCAAUCUUGUCAAGUUCACCCAAAGCAUGUCCUCGUACCUGCAGUGGAACGAGCUGUACUGCUUCCAAAAGUUACUCCCGCUGUUCACCCGGUGGCAAAUCGAUUCCGCGAAUGUCCAGAGCGCCACACGAUCCAACGUAUUCCUGACACCCGAUUACAUUAAGAAAAAACGUGCUCCCAAAGGAAUCGCGAGCUAUGAAAUCAUUUGGAAAGAUGCUCACGGUUUAUUUCGCGGCUUGAUACCACAGGAACAGAUUGACGCUUACUUGGAAGAGGCGGGAAAUAGUUUGGAAAACCUUUGGAGCACGAUCGAACCCCACGAGCUGGUGCUUAUAGCAUAUCCUGAGCUGCUCGAUGCUUUUCUUCAGUCGAAGGUGAAAGGAAAACGCAAAAAGGUGGCUAAACCCUCUCAAACCGAGAACGAAAACGAAAAACCGAAAAAGAAAGUCACCAGAAAAAAGAAGGACGAAAAGCAGCAGCGCUUGAGCGUUUUUCUCAAAAAUCCGGGCACAUCCAAAGAGCAGGAUAAAACAGCGGCCCAGAGUGAUGAAGAAAACCAAGUGAAUCUAUUUAACAGAUCGCCACCGUAUAUGGAGGAUCAUUUUAAUUUGAACCUAACAGCCGAACUAGAGGCGAUUGCAGAGGACCGCACUACGAACGAUACGUUCAAUUCGUCGGAGGUAAUCGAACGUUUGUGUCGCCCAAACUACUUGCAGCGGGCACUCGUUGAGUACAUGGAAGUAAUCGAAACAGAAAAGAAAUCCGCUGCACUGCACGAGCUGCUUUCUCAAAGUUUGGCUCUACUGGCGACCGACCAAGACGAAGACACACCGGUGCAGCAUCGCAUAGUACUGAAGCAGGACCUUUUGAAUGCUUCCGUAAGCAGUACCAAUCCGGAACAAACGUUGCCGGUUGCAAGAAAGACGAAAAGAAAAAGCUUUUUCUUCGAGCCAAUCCAUGUUCCUCCGGAUGGUGGUGAUGAUGGUUCUACAAACCCUGAAAUGGAUAUGUUCGAAUGUUCGCUAAUGCUAAAAGAUCAGAUCGUCGUCGAGCAGCCUGCAUACGAUGGGGAAGGAUUGGCCAAUCAGACGAUUGUUUACGAUAUAGAUUUUUAG